Molecule: messenger RNA, 751 nt
Organism: Selaginella moellendorffii
Lineage: Eukaryota; Viridiplantae; Streptophyta; Lycopodiopsida; Selaginellales; Selaginellaceae
Exons: 1
Coding region: 1-570 (189 amino acids)
Source: RefSeq, a predicted model, not a curated record
AUGCCAGGAAUAAAAGGCUUUAGUAUUUUAGGGUGGUCCAAAAAUUUGGGGCCUGGGCCUCUGGAGUGGCGAGAGGGCAGGAUCGAGCGAGAGCGAGCGAGCGAACGAGCGAGAAUAGAGGAGUAUCGAGGGGAGAUGCCAAUAGCGCAGCGAUUGAGGAUCACCAAGAGCGACACGAGCGAUCAAAUUGCCUUGUUUGAUCAUGGCGAUGGCGGCGACAACAGUGGUAGGAGGCGAUCGUUCGAUUACACAAGCCUCAGCGAUCUCAUGUCCAGCCGCGUAAAGAAGCAGCAAUCCCAGCACCAAUCUCUCAAGAAUCCCAGCCCCUCUCCAAGGAUUCCCAUCAAGAACAGGCUAGUGGAGCAGGCCGCCAAGGCCUACCUCCGCCCAUCGUCUCCACCGACAGCAAAAGCGAGGAACUCCGCCAAGUGCUCUCCCUCGAGCUGCGCCUGGCGGAGCUACAUCAGGAUCCCGUUUGAUGCCUGCCGCGCGCUCUUCGUGUGGCUGGAUCUUCGCAAUCUCUUCCGGCCUCUCAAGUGGCAAGCGUUUGCGACGACGAGGAUGCGAUGAGUCUCGACCGACGGCGCAAGAGUUUGAUCGAUCCAAAGUCGUGGGCUCACGAGGAAACCGCAGUGGAGGAGUUUUCCAUCCAUAGCUCUCUCGCUCGGCGCCGUCGAGGAGAAGGCAAAAGGUUGUCGUGUACAAAAAGACGUUUUCUCCUGUAUAAAUGGAAGCAUUCAUUAAAUGAUCA